AUGCCUCAAGGAUCCUGGGACGACGAACGGCACCGAAAGCUUCUACUUGCCAUUCUUGCGGACCAGCCCAGGCUUGACUUCGAGAGUAUCUCGAAGAACAUGGGUGAUGGAACCAAGGCUGCUUCUAUCCGCGAGCAUAUCCGCCAACUGAAAAUUCGCGUGGAGUCUGCCAAAAAUACCCCUGGCUCCUCCCCCGCGAAGAAGGAGAAGCCCACCAAGCCCAAGGUGACACGCGCCAAAGCCGACAAGGCCCAAUCCGGGGCUAAGCGCCGACGCACUUCCUCAGACAUUGCUGCCCUUGGCUGGGGCUACUUGAGCGACGAUGUGGACGUCGAAUACUCUGAGGCGGGGACUCCAAGCAAGGAGUCGAAGAUCAAGAAUGAGCCUGUGGACGACACCCAGCUCAACGACCAGCCUGAGUUUGAGUAG
Messenger RNA from Penicillium canescens, 429 nucleotides. RefSeq lists its product as uncharacterized. Lineage: Eukaryota; Fungi; Ascomycota; Eurotiomycetes; Eurotiales; Aspergillaceae. The coding region runs from base 1 to 429 and encodes 142 amino acids. The transcript is spliced from 3 exons. The record is from RefSeq and is a predicted model, not a curated record.